GAAGAACAGCGGAAGUGUAAUGCGGCGUGAGUGAGAGUUGAGCAAAAGGGACAGAGGUGAGUAACUGUCCCGUUCAAAAGUAGUGACCCGACAGAGAAAAUUUAACGGUGGAGACAUUCAACACAAAUCCACGACAAUAAUGGAGAUCGAGAAAGAAGUGAAAAAGAUAACCCUCGGCCAUGAGAUUGGAGCAGGGGCAUCCUGUCUGAAAUGCAAGGACAAGUGUGAAGGUUUUGAGCUUCACUUCUGGAGAAAGAUCUGCAGAAACUGCAAAUGUGGCCUGGAGGACCAUGAUGUGCAGCUUGAGACCGAGGAAGAUAAGAAAGUGGGCAAGCUCUUCGAGGACACCAAGUACACAGGCCUCAUAGCCAAGCUGAAGAGAGAUGGUAUCCCAUCUUACAGAGGCAACCAAUUCACCAUCAGCGUCCAGUCUCCCACCAUCAGCACCGCUACACCUUUCUCUGCGGGCACGUUUAUCCCCGCUGGUCAAGCCUACACCCCUAGUGCUCAGUCUGUACAUUCCCCACCUGCUGCCUCAGGGCCAGGAAGUCACUUCCCUUCUGCUCCAGGUGGAGGAGGGAACACUGCUGCCCCAGGGGCUGGAGGUCACUACCCUUCUGCUCCAGGUGGAGGAGGGCACACUGCUGCCCCAGGGGCUGGAGGUCACUACCCUUCAGCUCCAGGUGGAGGAGGGCACACUGCUGCUCCAGGGGCUGGAGGUCACUACCCUUCUGCUCCAGGUGGAGGAGGGCACACCGCUGCCCCAGGGGCUGGAGGUCACUACCCUUCUGCUCCAGGAGGAGGGCACACUGCUGCCCCAGGGGCUGGAGGUCACUACGCUUCUGCUCCAGGUGGAGUGCACACUGCUGCCCCAGGGGCUGGAGGUCACUACGCUUCUGCUCCAGGUGGAGUGCACACUGCUGCCCCAGGGGCUGGAGGUCACUACCCUUCUGCUCCAGGUGGAGGAGGGCACACCACUGCCCCAGGAGCCGGAGGUCACUACCCUUCUGCUCCAGGAGCAGGCUAUAAAGCUGCCCCAGGGGCCGGAGCUUACAAACCUUCUGCUGCAGGAGCAGGGAAUAUUCUUGCCCCAGGAGGAGGGCAUACUGCUGCCCCAGGUGGUGGAGCUCACACCCCUUCUAUCCCAGGAGCAGGCCAUACUGUUGUCUCCCCCUCUUCGUCCCCAGCUAAAUUCCCUGGUGCUGGCACUGCUGUUGUGCCCACCGCAGUGCCAGCCAAGACUAAUGUGGUCAAGUCCAUCACCUAUGAAUGGGCUCCAUCUGGAAUCAACCAAGGUUUGGCUCUGCGUUACAUGGAGCUUCUGCCUCCGGAGCGUCGGCCCAUCGCCGGAACGUCUGGAGCAGAUUACCGUAAGAAGCAGAUGGCCAAGCAACUUCCAGAACAUGACCAAGAUCCCGAACGCUGCCACGAACUCUCGCCCGGCGAGGUCAAGCAAAUGCAACAGUAUGUCCGCAAGUACAAGGACGAGGCGCUGGGCAUUGGCGACAUUACUCUCCCAGAAGAGAUAGGACAGGCAGGCCUGACUGGCGAUAAGGGGGCUCAAGGCCUGGGGGCUGGAACACCAGGGAGACCAGGAACUGAUUCAGCAGCAGGAGACAAAGGUGAUGCUUUUGCUAGCAAGGGAAAAGUUGGUGCUGCAGGGGCUUCUGGGACUUCACUAAGUGGACCUUCAGGGAACUAUUCUUGCCACCGAUGCCAACAGCCUAUGAAGAAGGGGGAGCCAGCUGUGUACGCAGAUCGGGCGGGCUACGAUAAACUCUGGCACCCGGGCUGCUUUGUUUGCUGUACUUGCACUGAGCUGUUGGUGGAUAUGAUCUAUUUUUGGAAGAAGGGGCAGCUGUAUUGUGGUCGCCAUUAUGGAGACAGCGAAAAGCCUCGAUGCGCAGGUUGUGAUGAGCUCAUCUUCAGCAAUGAAUACACUCAGGCUGAGGAUCUUAACUGGCACCUGAAGCACUUCUGCUGUUUUGACUGUGACUGCGUGUUGGCUGGAGAGACUUAUGUAAUGGAGAACGAGAAACCUGUCUGCACGCCCUGCUAUAUGAAGAACCAUGCUGUGUGUUGUGUGGCCUGUCACAACCCCAUUGAACCUGAAGCUCAACGCGUGUCGUAUGGAGAGUACCACUGGCACGCCGAGCCCCAGUGCUUCCAGUGCUCCGGCUGUUCCAAGUGCCUCGUUGGUCAGCGCUUCAUGGCUCUGCAGGGAAUGCUGGUCUGCUCCGUGGAGUGCAAGAAGAAAGUCAUGGCCUCCUGAAAGAACGUUCAGGAAUUUUACUUAUGCAAAAAAAUUAAGGUGAAAAGGUGCACUUAGAUACAAGCUACUGUAACAUACAUCAGUAUAUACUGCAAUUGUUGACCAAUCAUAAUUUCUGUCCUUCCAAGUAAUUCAAUGGAGCAGCUAGCAGUGUGACCUAACCUAUAUAAAGUUUUAAGAGUUCACCCAAAAUAAAAAUAUACUCACCCUGUUGUUGUUUCUAAACUCUUGGGUCCUUUCGGAACCUUAAAAGCAUCAAUCCCUAUUUACAGUAUUGUUAUUGUAUGGAUAAGAGUACAUACCAAAUUUCUUGUCCAUAAAAGGGCUUGAAAAACAUUGAGGUGAGUAAACGAUUGUUUCAAUUCUGAGUGAACUAUACAUUUACAUUUAGUAUUAUUAAAAAGCAAUAAUGGCUUUAUGGGCUACUGAAAAAAUAUUCAGACUGUCUAAAAUUGCACUUUAUUUUUUCUGUAGCUUUCACUUUGUAAUCCAAUAAAUGUUUUUUCACAUAA
Molecule: messenger RNA, 2784 nt
Organism: Misgurnus anguillicaudatus (oriental weatherfish)
Lineage: Eukaryota; Metazoa; Chordata; Actinopteri; Cypriniformes; Cobitidae
Source: RefSeq, a predicted model, not a curated record